Cuscuta campestris is the source of this 1600-nucleotide messenger RNA. NCBI's taxonomy places the organism in Eukaryota, Viridiplantae, Streptophyta, Magnoliopsida, Solanales, Convolvulaceae. The record is from the annotation of a GenBank genome assembly.
AGUAUUGGAAAAAUAGGAAAAAAAUACAUUUAUUAACACUUACGGAUGAUGUAUUGGAUGAAAUGUCCCCUUCUAGUCAUUACAACAAAAUAUAAGGACCUCGGUUGUCUUUUUGAAAAUAGAGGGACCUGAAAGUUAUUUCGACAAAACUCGCGUCACCCGCGAGUAAUAUUCUGUCAUUAACAGGUAAAUGUUUUGCUGCUCAGGAAAAGUAAUUUGGAGGUGGUCUGAUUUAGGAUCUCUCAAAAUAUUUUUUCACUCUUCCGAAAAUUGAAAUUGUAAAGGACUUCAAACAUCCAUUAGCCAAACCUUGCUUUGUUUGGACCUUUGUUUUGUUUACUUUGUAGGUAGCUCUAGCGGUUUGUAAUUCUAUAUUUAUUUUCUUUAAAUUGAAUUAAGCAAAAUUUGUGUUUGAGAAUUUUGAGUCAAUAAAAUUCAUUACAGUUGUGUCAGGUACUGACCCUAUUCCACCAUCUACCCUGAGCCCCUUAUGAAUUUGAGAACUAUUGCUAGCCCUUUUAUUGCAUUUGCACAUGUUGAUGCUAAAAUUGGAAAUAUGGGUCAAGAUGUUCUUGUGAAACAUUCUGGUUCUUUAUGGGUUGUUUUUCAGGUAAAACACUAUGAUUUGUUAAUUAUUUGUUUCUAGUUUGUAGGUUAUUUUAAGUAUGUGACAGCUUGUGUUACUAGACAACACUUUAGCAUGUAUAAAUUCUAACACGGUAGAGGUGCUGUUUGUUUAAAUUCUAUUUAGUAUUGUUGUUAAAACUAUCAUAUUUUCCAAGUCAUGGCGGUUUUUGUCCUCUUCGACUUACAUCAUAUCAUUAUGUUUUUCCUUCUCUUGUUUGACAAAUGCUGUCAUUUUCAAUUAGUUAAUUCAUUUAACAGUUUGAAUUAUCAUGUAUGAAGAUGCAAGCUUAUGAUUUGUUCUCUCCAAAGAUGGCUGAAGAACAGAAUUGAGCCCCAUCUGUCUCUGAGCCAGUAUUGAAGAAGCAGAAGAGGGAACAGGAGUGGGCGUUGGCGUAGAAACAAGAGAUUGAUGUUAUCAUGAAGAAAAAUCCGGCCAAGCCGAAGAUUAUUUUCAAGAGAGCUAAGCAGUAUGUCGAGGAAUACAAAAAACAGGUACGAUUACGCUUCAUAACUCAAUUGCUACCACUACUACGUUCUGAACUUAAUUGUUACCACCAACAGUUAAACUCGCAACUCAAUUGCUACCUUUACUACGGUCCGAAUGUUACCACCAACAGGUACGACUACGCUACAGUUAAACUCGGAACUCAAUUGCUACCACUUCUACAGUCCGAACUUAAUUGUUACCACCAACAGGCGCUUCCGGAACAUGUUCAUGGUUGUUUUCCGGAUAACACAGUUGUUACCCUUCAUUUCAACCGAUGGCCGCACACUUUUGAAGUAAAGGUUCAAGCAUGCAGCCAUGACAAUAUGUUCUUUAGGGAAUCAUCCUGUGGAGUACGCCAAAUACGUGGCGAAAAAGAAGGGACGAAAAGAAGUACAAUCCCAUAUUUCUCGGUUUGAAAACAGAGGGAUUAGAAGCAAUGGGGGGGUUGACGAAUAUUAGAAGUGGAAUUAAAAAGAUUUGGGGUAG